AUGUGUUUAUUCGGAAUCCCUAAAGACGAAGAUAUAGUCUUUGUUGAUCGCCGGGCUCCCCGCCGUAAAUCCACUCAAAUAGUCCGCGAAAGACGUUCCCACUCAUCUCGCCCCGUAUCCCGCGUCUCAGAAACGGUCAUCAGACAACACAGCCACCGACCUUCUACACCCAUGUCCGAAGUUCACCGGCAUUCAACCUCAAUGACCGAGAUUCACCGCGGUCCACCCAGCCAUCGCCAUUCUAGCUCCAUGACGGAAAUCCACCGUUCUCACACUCCUGUUCCGCCGACCCCAAAGCCAGCUACUCCUGUUCCCCCUCCGGCGUCCGUUGCUGCUCCACCACCUCCACCACCCCCGCCAGCGUCGGUAGGAUUUCCCCCAGGAUAUGCCCCAGGAUAUCCUCCGCCUCCUAUAUCGGUUGCGCCGCCCCCUUCACAUCAUCACCAUAUACCCCCGCCCUCACCAUCUAUUGUGCCCCAAAGUCCAGCGCCUUCAUACCGCGAUCUCUCACCUCCCCGCGUGCCCACUCCACCGGAAGAAAGCAGAGUCGAAUUAAUAAAAGUGGAAGAAGAACACUGGCCGCCGCAUUCCCACGGGCGAUCCAGUCCGAGCGCAAUCCAUGUUUCCAGGAGGAAGAGUAGGAAAGGGAGUGAUUCCAGCGGAAGAGAUAGAGAUAGAGAUAGGAGUGAAAGAGAGGAAAUUUAUAUCCAAAGAGAUCGUAUUAUUGAGCGUGGUACCCCAUCUCGACAUGCAUCUUCGAGUCCGAGCUCGUUUGCAAGGAGAGGAAGUAGAGGGAGCGGUACCCCCGAACCAGUCCAAAGUGGUUACCGUACGGUAGAGGGAACGGGCUGGGAUGAUAGAAGACCUAUUACGCCGAGUGGAUAUAGAGUUGUGGAUGGUGCGGGAGCGAGGAGAGGAAGCGGAGUCGGAGUAGUGAAUGUUCAUCGAGAGAGAGAGAGGGAGAGAGAAAAAGUAUCACCCUCGGAGUUUGGUGGGAGGAGGGGUAGUAUUCCCUACGAUAAUGGAUCGAUUGGGAGGCCGCGAAGUUCGGCGGGAAGAUUUGUGGAGAGGGAGAGAGAGAGAGGGUGGUAA
Molecule: messenger RNA, 1092 nt
Organism: Botrytis byssoidea
Lineage: Eukaryota; Fungi; Ascomycota; Leotiomycetes; Helotiales; Sclerotiniaceae
Exons: 2
Coding region: 1-1092 (363 amino acids)
Source: RefSeq, a predicted model, not a curated record